Messenger RNA from Prorocentrum cordatum, 5736 nucleotides. The record is from the annotation of a GenBank genome assembly. NCBI's taxonomy places the organism in Eukaryota, Dinophyceae, Prorocentrales, Prorocentraceae.
AUGUCGGAGGUUGCCUCGGGGCUGGCUAGGCGGGCGUACUGGUUGUGUGCUAAGCGUGGCUGCAACGCUUGGAACUGGUGUGACAAGCGGUGGACGUGCAAGGCGUGCGGCACCAGUGCUCCCCCAUGGACGAAGGAGUACCGCUCUGACAAGCCCCCCCCGCGGGUGGACGCAGACGGGUUCGUGCAGCAGCCCAGGGGAAGGGCUGAGCAGCGCGCGGCGAGGCGCUCGGCCUCCCAGCGGGCCCUCUCGGGGAGCACCGCGCCCAGCAGCGCCCCCAACAGCAGGGCACGGCGAGCGCGGCCCUGGGGAGAGGCCAAGACCCAGAUCGAGGAGCUGCAGGCGCAGCUCGUGGCGGCCAGGGAGCGCGUCGUCACGCUCCAGGGGGCCUCGGCGCUCGGGCUCUCAGUGGACUUCCAGCGUGAGGCGGAGAACGCCCUCCAGCAGGGCAAGGACCAGGUUGCCGCCCUGGAGCGGUCCGUCCAGGAGGCCCAGCGGACCGAGCGCCCGCCUCACUCGGUGCUCCACAUUGAGGCCAACGCCAUCCAGAAGGUCGAGCGCCAGCUGGCCACGGCACGUACCAAGAAGGAGAAGCUCCAGCUGCAGGCGUCCGAGCUGCGCGAGCUCAUCGCGGAGAAGCAGAUUGCAGAGCUGGAAGAGACCAGGGCCAAGGUCACUCAGCAGGCGAUCCAGCGGGCCAACGCAGCUGUCGGAGGCGUGCCGAGCCCGCUUGGGGACGCCGUCCAGGGGUUGCUCACUCAGGUUGGCGCCCUUUCGGAUCUCCUCAAGCAGCACGGAGCCGAUCUGCCACCCAGGUUUUCGGAGAUCGUCGAGAUUCUCAACACGCAGAAGGAGGCGGUCGCUGACGUGCUCAGGCCCCGAAGCAGCUCGGCCAGGAAGCGUUGGGGCGACAGCGUCGGUGACGACGGCCUCGCGACUGAGGAUGACGACAUGCCGCUCGACACCGUGGCCUCAGGUGGGCCUGCGGCCGCCCCUCCCGCUGCCGCCCCGCUGGCAGGGCAGACCGCGGCUGGGCCGCCAGCCACGCGGGCCAGGCCAGCGGACGGACCCUACGGCCCUGCAGCGGCCCGCGGCCAACACGGGGCGACCCUGGGCGCGUGGCCUCAGGCGGAGCCCUGCCUCGCAAAGGCCCUCGCCGAGCAAGGGGCGGCCCUCUCGGACGGCGACCCCUUGGCAGCCGUCAUCGGCAAGGCGCCGCUGGUCGGCAGGGCAGGAGGCCAGCUGCUUCGAGCUGGCCUAGUCAUGUUCGGCUGCAAUGGCAACGCUUGGAGCAGGAGCAUGGAAGCCCUCGAGGCCUUCUUCAAGGCGUACGGCUACUGGCCCGACGUAGUGGCGCUGCAGGAGACGAGGCUCCCGCAUGAGCGCCUGCCCAGUGCUGCGGCUCAGGCCCGCGGCCUGGGCUACGCGGCCUUCCUCCACGAGGCGGCGCCGACGGAGAAGCAAGGGCCCCAGGCGACCUCAGGCGGCGUGGCGAUUCUGGUGCGAGACGGCUUGCAGGCCGACGAGUCUGCGUACCCUUUGCCCUCGGCCUUGCGACACCGCCUCAUCGGGGUGGAGGUCGCCGCCGCCUCGGGCCUUCGGGUCCUGGUGCUUGCUGGGUACUUUCAGCACUCUGUGGGCCCUCGAGGCACCAACCUGGACUUGUUUUCGGCCAUCUCGGAGGUGACGGGCUCUUCUGCCGACAUCCCGUGGGUCCUCCAAGCCGACUUCAACAUGGAGCCCGAGCCGCUGGAGGAGUUGGGGUGGCCUGCUGCGGUGCGGGGGCAUGUCCUGGGGCCCUCGGAGGCGACGUGCCAUGCCGAGGGAUGUGACCACCUCUACGACUGGUUCGUGGCUUCCGCGGCGUUGGCAGCCUGCACGGCCUCCUGCGCCACCACGCUCGAGGGCUUCGGUCUGCACCCUCAUCGCCCCGUCCUGCUUCGUCUCCAGGACGUUCGGGCAGAUGCGUUGGUGGAGGUUCCGUCCAGGCCCGCACGCUUCCCCGAAGUUGCUCCUGAGCUCCUUCGGGCGCACGAGGACGCGGAGAUUGUGUGCUACUCGGUUGGCAAGAAAGGACAGGUCACGCCUAGGAGCGUCGCGUGGUCCUGGGACACAGGCACUUCACCGACCAACCUCUCCGUCGCCUUCAGCGAGUGGGCGGCGGCUGCAGAAGGCACCCUGGUCGGCAUCCACGGCAUCGUCCAGGCAGACUUGGCCCGUCAUCUUGGCAGAGGAGAGGGGCCGCGGCUGACCCUCAAGCCCCUCAGUGCCUUGGUCAGGCGAGAUGCCAGGUUCAGGUUCAGCCUCCUCACGCACCGCUUGAGGAGCUGCCUGGACGUGGCCCUCCAGCGGCUGCGAGCGGAGAGGACUGGCCGCUGGCACCCUCGGCAUGCAGACUGGUACGGGCACCAGGCCGGGCUCAGGGCGCAGCUCUUGCUAGAGGCGGUGCAGGGUGCAGCUCCUGAUCGACUAGGCGACCUGGUGUUUCAGGCGGGCGUCCACGGCAGCCCUGACGCCGUUCGGGACCUCCAAGGGCUGCUCGGUGCAUCGCAGCGCCGCGACGCGGCUCAGAGCGCCCAGGCCUGGCGCAACUGGGCACAGACAGCGGUCGAGAAGGGCGGUCGUCUGGCCCACCGCUUCUCGAAGGCGACGCCCCCGCCGACGGUCAGGGACGCUGACUCUGGCAGGAGGCUCGUUGGGAUGGCAGCGAUCGGCGAGCUCACGAGUGUCUGGCAGAAGCUGUGGCUCCAGGACGGGUUUGCCCUGGGCGCUGGGGCCAGCAGCUGGGACGUUGGCGAGUGGCGGCUGCCACCCAUCUCGCUGGAGCAGCUCCAGGCGGCCUGCAAGCGCUACAGCCCCUCGGUGGGGCUCGGGUGCGACUCUCUGCGCCCUCGGCAGAUCCUCCUGCUGCCCGUGGCGCUGCAGCAGCGCAUCCUGGACAUCCUGGCGGCCUACGACGACGCCCCUGCAUCGAUCAGCGGGCAGGCGAACCAGCAGUUCGAGGCCGCGAGCCUCUUCCUGGACAUCAGCAAGUUCUACGAGCACGUGCGUCACGAUGUUCGCUGGGCGAAUGCAGUACGGUUCGGGUUCAACCUCAGGCUGUUGCGCGGCCUCCUCACCUCCUACCAGGCCCCUAGGAUGAUCCUCGCGGCGGGCAUGGUUUCCCCCGCCUUCGGCACUACGGGUACGGUUCUGGCUGGGUGUGCGUGUGCGACAGCAGUUGCGAAGCUCCCAGUGCUGGGCGCCCUCCUGGCCGCGGGGGCGACGUGCCCGUUGGUCACGCCGAGGAAUGUUGUCGACGACAUCUCGCUCCAGGCGGUCGGCACGGCCCGACUAGUUAAGCGGCAGAUGUUGGUUUCCAGCUGUGAAGUGGUCCGCCUGCUGCGUGAGCAGCACCUCCCACUCAACGAGAGUAAGUCGGUCUUCCUGGCCUCGUCGCCGCAGCUCGCCAAGGAGCUUUCCGAGGCGUGGGCAGCGCAGGGCCUGGCCUUCAAGAGGGGACUGCAGGCGAGGAACCUCGGCACCGACGCCAACAUCACUCGUCGAGGCGUGCAUGAAGGAGCAGGGCGUGCGGUCGGCGGCCUUCGGCGUGGCCGCAGGCUCGGGGUGCUUCGCUCAGCUGGGGCGGCGACCGAGAUGGUCCACCGUGCUGGGCCCACCGCAGCGAUGCUGUGGGGGCGUACUGUGACUGGGGUACCUGAUAGGGAGCUUCAUUCGUGGCGGUUGGCGGCGGUGCGCUCGGCUGGGAAGCUCCCCAAGGGCGCCUCACUCGGGCUGAGGCUCAGGGCGGUGGAGGUCAUGCGGUCCAUCGACCUCGACCCGAGCCCCGCGCUGCUUCGUGCCGCUGUGCAGAUGGCGGCCAGCCUCCUUCAGUCGGGGGAGGUCUCGCAGCGCAUGUUCGAGACGGCCGUGCAGGAGGCGGGGCGGAGGCACGAGGGAGCAGCAGCCCCAUGGGCGCACUGCCGUACGCCAGUGGAUGCCUUGGCCCUCUCGCUCACCAGGGUGGGCUGGAGGCUCGUCCAAGGCACCUGCCUCGCCACCGACGACGGCCACAUCCUGGACCUGCGCAUGAUGGGGCCGCGCGAGCUGGGCCUGCUGGCAGCGGCAGGGGCGCGGCGUGCUUCGGACAGGUCGGAGCUGGCCCGCCUAGGCCACGGAGCGCUCCCCCCGUUGCCCCUGUUCUGGGAGGCCUUCUCGGAGGUCCUCGGGUCGGGCAGCAAGCUCAGCCCCAGGGAGAAGGCGGCGGUGGUGAGUUUCCUUUCCAACGCCCACUGGCCCCAGACCCGUUUGCACUCGGCGGGGGAGAGGGAGCAUGCUCGCUGCUGCGCUUGCGAUGCACCCCGCGGCAGUCUCUGGCACAGGCUGUUCGAGUGUCCCGUCCUCGCGGGGCCGAGGCGCGACUCUACCUCCGACCGCCUUAGGUCGGAUGCCAUGGCUGUCAUGUGGCGCAAUCGCCCCGCUGACGGUCUCCUCGGGGGGCGUCUCUACCUGGAUGGGUCGGCGCUCGACCCCGAGCACGCGAGCCUGCGGCGUGCGGGUUGGAGCAUCGUGCAGUGCGACUCCGACGGCAACAUGGAGUGCGCGGUGUACGGCAGCGUGCGCCUAGACCUCUGCCCUUUCCAGUCGGCCAAGGACGGCGAGGAUUUCGCGGUCUGGAUGCUGUCCCGCUUCCUGGGCCCGUGUGUGGACGAGAUCCUCAUCGAUUGUGCGUCUACGGUCAGCUGCCUCACGUUGGGCAAGAGGUACGCGACGGCAGCCAACAAGCCCAAUGCCCAUCUCUGGGAGGGGAUCUACGCUUCGCUGGACGUGGACAUGCUCAAGGUUACCAAAGUGGCAGCCCACUGCACCGCCCGUGACGUGAUGGAUGGCAAGAUCACGGAGGCGGACCUCCGCGGCAACGGUCAUGCCGACCGCUGGGCCAAGGCAGGUGCGGAGCUGCACCGCUCCAGCCCCGAGGCCAGGCGUGAGUUCUUCGGCACGAUGGAGGGGAUCGAGGUCAAGGACUGCGAGGGCCUGCCCGAGGGCAGCGAGCGGACGGCUGUUUCCUUCGCCGCGCCCGUGGUGGAGCCCGCCAGCAGCCGCCAGUCCGACUCGGGCUCGGGCGACGGGUGGGCCUCGGCGGCGCGCGCUGGUGGAGCAUCCCUCGGUGCGACGGCCUUCGUCGUCGCUGGCCACGUCCUGGCCUUCGCCAGGUGCGGGGAGGGCGCCGCCGAGCAGGAGCUGAUGGCGUGCACCCACUGCGGGGCGUACGCGCGGCUGGGCGGGCGCUCAGGCGCGGCGCCCAAGCUCAAGGAGCAAUGCCCAGGGUCUGCUGGGCUUCCCAAGGGCAGGCGCGACCAGAAGGCACGCUGGCUGCAGGGGCGGCAUCCUGCUGGCACGCCCCACAGCGGCAGCAAGCGGGUCGGCGCGGCGGUGCCCAGCCUGCGCAAGGAGGACGUAGUGCCGAUGGACGCCAGGGUGCGCUUCCUGCAGUGGCUGGGGGUCCGCCCCGAGGAUGGUGCCCCUGGCGGCGAUGCCGCCGGCGCCAGCCGCGGGCCCCCCAGCGGCGCUGCGGCCGCUGGCGAGGCUGCGGCGGCGUCGCUGGUGCCUGGCCCCGCGGGGGCCUCGAGGGAGGCAUGGCUGAGCGCCUACGGCCUGGACGAGGCGAGCCUCCUCGAGUGGUCAGCCGCGGCUGAGGCGGCGCGCGAGGACAGGCGCAAGAGGCGCCGCCUUGCAGAUGAAGACGAGGGGUCGUGA